Messenger RNA from Syzygium oleosum, 369 nucleotides. RefSeq names its product cullin-1-like. Gene Ontology annotation, molecular function: ubiquitin protein ligase binding. Gene Ontology annotation, biological process: protein ubiquitination. The transcript has 3 exons. Gene Ontology annotation, cellular component: cullin-RING ubiquitin ligase complex. The record is from RefSeq and is a predicted model, not a curated record. The coding region runs from base 46 to 324 and encodes 92 amino acids. NCBI's taxonomy places the organism in Eukaryota, Viridiplantae, Streptophyta, Magnoliopsida, Myrtales, Myrtaceae.
AUAAAGACCGAUCACUUUGAAUAUGAUGCGAAAUUCACUGACAAAAUGAGGAGGAUCAAGAUUCCACUCCCUCCUGUGGACGAAAAAAAGAGAGUAAUUGAAGACGUUGAUAAGGAUCGGCGCUAUGCCAUAGAUGCGUCAACUGUGCGCAUCAUGAAGAAAGUUUUAGGUCAUCAGCAGCUGGUUAUGGAGUGCGUCGAGCAGUUACGAAACAUGUUUGAGCCUGAUUUCAGGGCGAUCAAAAAGCGGAUAGAAGAUUUGAUCACUCGGGACUAUUUGGAGUGGGACAAAGAUAAUCCUAAUUUGUUCAGAUAUCUUGCAUGAAAAACUGCUAGUCUACUGUCCAGCUACAGAAGUUGCUGCAGAUAU